This is a messenger RNA of Hevea brasiliensis (rubber tree), 1303 nucleotides long. Its product is annotated as cyclin-dependent kinase inhibitor 5. NCBI's taxonomy places the organism in Eukaryota, Viridiplantae, Streptophyta, Magnoliopsida, Malpighiales, Euphorbiaceae. Gene Ontology annotation, biological process: negative regulation of cyclin-dependent protein serine/threonine kinase activity. Bases 94 to 861 code for a protein of 255 amino acids. The transcript is spliced from 3 exons. Gene Ontology annotation, cellular component: nucleus. The record is from RefSeq and is a predicted model, not a curated record. Gene Ontology annotation, molecular function: cyclin-dependent protein serine/threonine kinase inhibitor activity.
AACGCUGCACCCCUCUCCCCCGCCCCGCCCCUCUCUCUCUCUCUCUCUCUGCGUCCCUUCCUCUCUCGCGCUCUCUUCCUCCAUGAGAGAUAAAUGGGGAAGUAUAUGAGGAAGGCCAAAACGACAGGCGAGGUAGCUGUUAUGGACCUCUCCCUUGGUGUCCGUACCCGCGCCAAAACCCUAGCCCUUCAACGCCAAGCCAUAUUGCCUCAGCCUCCUCCUGCUCCUGCUCAGCCUCCUCCGCAGCCUGCCUUUGGGUACCUCCAGCUCCGUAGCCGUCGCCUUGUUAAGCCGCCGAUUCUUGUACAUGAUUCCAAGCGGCAAAAACAUGGUCACAAUAAAGAGGCGCAAAACCCUAACGCUAAUUCGAUGGCGGGUUCGAGAGUGCGGGUGGGUUCUACGGAUUCCGGAACUAAUGGGGCGGGUCAAAAGAAGGAUGUGAAUGGCGAAAAUAAAGAAGAGGAUAUACAAGAGAAGCACAAUGACGGCGAGCAUAACAACAAUAACGAUACCGAUAUUAAUGAGAGCAAGGAUUUGGGCAUUGAGGCUUCGUUUGGAGAGAACGUUUUGGACAUUGAAGGUAGAGAGAGCACUCGGGAAUCCACUCCUUGCAGUUUGAUAAGGGACCCAGAAACCAUUAGAACCCCUGGUUCGACUACUAGACCUGCCAGCUCAACUGAAAUUAGCAGGAGAUUACAGAACUCCACGCGUAGACACAUUCCAACAGCACAUGAAAUGGACGAGUUCUUUGCUGGAGCUGAACAAGAGCAGCAGAGACAAUUUAUUGAGAAGUAUAACUUUGACCCCGUUAAUGACAAGCCACUCCCUGGACGUUAUGAAUGGGAGAAGCUGGAUCCUUAGAAGACAUUAGUACUCCAUCAGUACCUGUCCUGCAAAUUAUCAGUUGAUCUUGAGCUUAGGAUUUUUUAAAGUAGCAGGAAUUAGUUUUUAGUUCUAAUUGUGAUGGUGUUAUUUCCAUUUUCCAUCACCCUUCUUUUACUUGUAAAGAAAGAAGUAGGAUUAUCAAAACUGUGUAGACUAAUGGUCUGUAACAUAACGGGGGUUAGAGUUACACAACAAAUACAAAUCAAAGUCCUUUGUCUAACAGAUCAUCUGAGGGGGGGAGGGAAAGAAGAGGGUCUAGGGUUAGGUUCAGUCAAUUAGGUCAGUCUUAUCUGGUACAGAAAUUGUCUAGAUUUCCUUUGUGUACUGUAUUUUCCUCCCCUUCUUUUGUCUAUACUUGUAGUGAUGGAACUCUUAAAAAACCCUUUUGGAAUAAAAGAUGACCCGUUCCCCUUCUUCA